Phyllotreta striolata is the source of this 1805-nucleotide messenger RNA. NCBI's taxonomy places the organism in Eukaryota, Metazoa, Arthropoda, Insecta, Coleoptera, Chrysomelidae. The record is from the annotation of a GenBank genome assembly.
GAAACCGAACGAUUUUUGUUUAAAUAAUAUAGAAAUGGCCGCUUUAGUUGCGGCUUCUGUAGACGAUCCACCUAAUAAUUCGAAUAAAACGAAUUUAGAAAAAAUAGAAAGUUUUCUUAACGAAGCCGCCUAUAAUGAAGCACUCGAAAACUCUAGCAAUUAUAACACAAGACUUUCAAUUGAAAGGAGACUCCGACUGCCUUUUUUUGACACUCAAACAGGUGUGGCCCAAAAUCAUUCCUCUUUAUUCGUGAGUAGGAGACAGCGAAUCCCGGGAAUGUUCCCGGGCCAAAUAUAUUCUUAUCCUAGACAGAGGUGGAGGAAAAAGAAAAGGCAGUACCUAUCCUUAAAUCACAGAACAUUCGCUAGAGCCGCUGAUCAUUUACUGAUCGGAAACGAAUGCGACGGUCACAGUAUGUCUCAGGGGGAAUAUCCUACUUCGCAGGAUAACGACAGUAAGGAUAGUCAACUUCUCAAAGAUGAUGUUUCAAAAGAAUGGUUUUACGAUGAAAGUGACAUGCUAGAAAUGGAUACGUAUGAAGAGCCAGAUCCCGAUUCAGAUUUAGAUUACGAAGAAAGCUACACUAAAAGAAAAAGAGGCCGUAAAGCAGCUGGAAGGGGGCGCAGUGGAACGGAUUCCCCGAGUACUCCGGGUAGAAAAAAAGGCAGCGGUCGCGGCAGGAAAAAGUCUAGUCACAAUUACGAACCGACUCCGGGUGAUCCUGAUAAACCUUUUGCUUGUGAAAUUUGUGGGGCCCGUUACAAGACCAGGCCAGGCUUGACGUACCACUAUCGUCAUUCGCACAAAGAAGGCGCCAGCGACGAGAAUUCCCGCGACAGCAUUCCUCCGCAGCAAUUGAAUCCCUUGAAUCCGAUGUUACCGAACAGUCCGAGCAUGCUCGGCCAAAUCAAUCCGGUGGGACCGCCGCCGCCGCCCAUGAUGCAACCGGACCCGUUGGGCGUCGGCCCGCCCAAUCUGUUGGCCCCCUCGAUCAACAACCGGCCCGAUCAAGGACAAGUUUAUCAAGACAGUUACGUUUCCUUUUUGAAUCAAACACCCGGCGCCCUAAACCGCAGGAUGGCCGGUCGUCCGCCCAAUUCGCCCGGUGGACCGCUCCAAAUGCCGAUUCCUUCUAUGAUUAAUCAACUUCCAGGACAGGCUCCGCCGACUUUGCCGCCGAAUUUGCCCUCGCAGCAGCCGUCGCCGCCGGUCGACGAGCCCCAGAUGCCGGUGUUGGUGCCCGAGAAGUCUCUGGACUUGCCGUUGAUUCCGCCGGUUUCUGAGCCGCCCGCAGAGACUUUAGGUCCUGUCCCGGGGGGAAAAAGGAACCCGUAUUGCGACUUUUGCUUGGGCGAUUCUGGCGAAAAUAAAAAAACCGGCGUUCAAGAAGAGUUAGUAUCUUGUUCUGACUGUGGUAGAUCAGGGCAUCCUUCGUGUUUACAAUUUACGGAUAAUAUGAAAAUUUCCGUAAAACUAUACCGUUGGCAAUGUAUUGAAUGUAAAUGCUGUUCUGUAUGUGGAAAUUCUGAUAAUGAUGAACAGCUAUUAUUUUGCGAUGACUGCGAUCGAGGAUAUCACAUGUAUUGCUUAAACCCUCCGUUAGUGAAUCCUCCUGAAGGAUCUUGGUCUUGUAGCGUAUGUUUUGCAAAGUUUCAUUAAUACAAUAAUUAGUAGAAUUUAGCCAUUUACCUCAUUUCUUUCAAGGAAAUAAUUUUAACAUAAAUUUAUUGUACUUAAUCAGUUUUUUUUUGUACAUUUUGUACUUAAUUUCUUCACAAUUUUUGUAAUACAACAUUGAAAUACA